CAUAAAUUUAGGCAUUAAAAGACCAACCCGCCUUCCAUUUGCAGCAUUUCAAUUCGCCCUAAACGGUAUCGUCCGCGAUACAAACAAGCAAGACAUAACAAGGUUUAAGCCCAAUAAACUCAAAAAUCAGCUGGCCCUACGGUAAUCCUUACUCCACGUCUGUCUACCGCUUAUCUCUCAAAUCCUUAUCCGCAGCGAUUCAACAAUCUAAUAAUACUUUGUCCUCUUCUUCAAUUUUCUGCUGCCUCUCUUCAACGCCCAUAUCUUUAUCUAAUCAUUCCUUUCUCUGCUUUCUUCUUCUCUAUUGGUCCAAUUUUUUUUCCUCUGCUGAAUUCGGUGCUCUUCCUUUGAAACCCUCGAGUAAUCGCUGUGCUUAAGCGUCUUACAAGUUCGAUUCAAUUGAGGGUUUUUCUCUUUCUUUUUUCAAUUUUGCUUUGGGUUUAAUUUUUCUGGAUUGUUGGGUAUUAUUUGUUUGUCUCUAUUUCGUUGGGAAGGAAGAGUCAGAUGGCUUUGUGGUCGAUUUUAUUGGAUAUUUUGAAUAGGCCUACUAUUGGUGAUAUCGUGGCUGAGCUCGUCAUGUUUAUGGCUCCCUUGUGGAUUGCGGUUAUUAUUGGGGUUCUUGUAGGAUGGGCGUGGAAGCCUAAAUGGGCCAACUUGGGUAGAGAAUUGCUGGAUUCUUCUGUCAAUAAAGACUCUGCGAACACAGUACCAUCGCCAGCAUCUUCCUCGAUUCCGACCUUAAAUUCUUUGAAGUUUCAGUUGCCCAGUUGCAUCUCUUGGAUUGCCGACGAUGGGAUUCAAAAGGACUCUCCCCCAGCCCCACCUUCCUUGAGUGCUGAUUGCAGUUCCAAACAGUCGCAAAAGGAAAGUUCCGGUAUAGUAAAUGAAGAUGAUUUAGAGCAUUUGUGCAAGCUUGUGGAAGAGAAAGAUGGAGGUCCUGCUUGGAUUCAGAUGAUGGAUCGUUCUACCCCAACUAUGAGCUAUAAAGCUUGGCGGAGGGACCCUGAGAAUGGCCCCCCGCAAUAUCGUAGUAGCACUGUGUUUGAGGAUGCCACUCCUGAAAUGGUGAGGGACUUCUUUUGGGAUGAUGAAUUUCGAAUGAAAUGGGAUGACAUGCUUAUACAUGCUGCAACUUUGGAGGAGUGCCCUACCACAGGAACAAUGAUAGUUCAGUGGGUGCGGAAGUUUCCCUUCUUCUGCAGUGACAGAGAGUACAUCAUAGGCCGUCGAAUUUGGGAAUCAGGUCGACUGUAUUACUGUGUUACAAAGGGAGUUCCUUGCAUGUCUGUUCCAAGGCGCAACAAACCAAGACGUGUGGAUUUGUACUAUUCAAGCUGGUGCGUUCGUGCAGUUGAAUCAAAAAGGGGGGAUGGCCAGCUGACUGCAUGUGAGGUGCUACUGUUCCAUCAUGAAGAUAUGGGUAUUCCGUGGGAAAUUGCAAAGCUUGGAGUCCGGCAGGGUAUGUGGGGAGCUGUGAAAAAGAUUGAACCGGGUUUACGUGCAUAUCAAAAGCAGAGAGCAGCUGGAGACCCACUUUCACGUUGUGCUUUCAUGGCUCAGAUCAACACCAAAGUAAGCGCAGAUUACCUGAGAUCUUUAGAGAGCAAUGCUAAUAGUUCAUUGGAGGCUGCAACGCAGGAUUCAUCCAAGAAAUCGGGGGGAAACAUACCUAGGAUGCUAGUGCUUGGUGGGGCUAUUGCUCUUGCUUGUACUCUUGACAGAGGGCUGCUGACUAAAGCUGUUAUAUUUGGAGUAGCUAGAAGAUUUGCAAAAAUUGGAAGGAGGUUGUGAUUAGGAAUUUUUAUUCUUCAUUUUUAUUUUUUAUUGCCUGAUUUGGAAGAUGACAGCCGAAGUUAAUCGAGGGUUGCAGUGAAUUGAGAAAUGGUCAGAUGAUGUAUGCCCUAACUCACCUAGUUGAAAUGGAUACGAGCUUUGUACUCAUUUUUCCUUGUGCUUGAGGUUCGGCGCAGCUUCAGAUCAGAUAGAGAAAAAGAUCAUGCAAGCUGUAUUCAUGAAAUAGGGCAAUGUAAUCAAAGAACCUCAGGCUGCAAAAAUAACAGAAACAGUGAGGUUCUUUUCUUGUCAUUCUGUGUUGUUCUUAAUAUAGUAAUUGAUACAUUUCCUUUUGGACCAAUAAUGAAAGGCCAAUCUACUUGCUUGUUUUAA
Jatropha curcas is the source of this 2166-nucleotide messenger RNA. RefSeq names its product Polyketide cyclase/dehydrase and lipid transport superfamily protein (gene CP5). Gene Ontology annotation, molecular function: lipid binding. Lineage: Eukaryota; Viridiplantae; Streptophyta; Magnoliopsida; Malpighiales; Euphorbiaceae. The record is from RefSeq and is a predicted model, not a curated record.